AUGUCCAAAAUUCCUUAUCCAAGAUUGAUUUUUGUUCGCCACGGUCAAACUGAAUGGUCUAAAAGUGGUCAACAUACUUCAACUACCGACAUUGACUUGACUCCAUUUGGGGUCGAACAAAUGAGAAAUACUGGUAGAGCACUUAUCGGUCCUAGUAAUUUACAAAUGAUCAAACCAGAGAAUUUGACUCGUAUUUUUGUUUCACCAAGGCAAAGAGCACAACAAACUUUACAAUUAUUAUUGGAAGAUGUUGACCCCGAAUUUAAGGACAAAAUCCCAGUUGAAAUAGAUGAGGAUGUGAGAGAAUGGGAUUAUGGUGAUUACGAAGGAAUAACGAGUGCUGAAAUCAACGAAUUAAGAAAAAAGAAAGGAUUAGAUGAUAAAGAUCACAAAUGGUCCAUAUGGAGUGAUGGAUGUGAAGGAGGUGAGCAACAUUAUGAUGUAGCAAAGAGGUUGGAUAGAUUUAUUGAAAAAGUAAGAGAGUUUCAUCGUCAAGCAAUUGCUAAAAAGGAACCAUGUGAUAUCCUCGUCGUUGCUCAUGGUCAUAUAUUGAGAUGUCUAGGAGCUAGAUGGGUCCAACGUGAAUUGAAUGUCAAUCCACAAUUGAUUUUGGAUGCUGGUGGUGUAGGAACUUUGAGUUAUGAACACCAUAAUAUCGAUGAACCAUCAAUCUUUUUAUCAGGGGCAUUCACCGUACCGGUUGCCGAACAAUGUGCUGAUCUUUAG
Messenger RNA from Candida albicans SC5314, 726 nucleotides. RefSeq lists its product as uncharacterized. Lineage: Eukaryota; Fungi; Ascomycota; Pichiomycetes; Serinales; Debaryomycetaceae. The transcript has a single exon. The record is from RefSeq and is a predicted model, not a curated record. Gene Ontology annotation, biological process: ribose phosphate biosynthetic process. Gene Ontology annotation, molecular function: sedoheptulose-bisphosphatase activity. The coding region runs from base 1 to 726 and encodes 241 amino acids.